UUAUCUUUCUUUGAUGUCUUGCAAUUUACAUUCCGCCAUGUUUUUUCCGUGAUUCGUGUCAAGCUGCUGAAAAAUUGUCUUUAAAAUAGCAGAAAAUCAAUUAGUCUCGACGUCAGUAUUUACCGAUAAUACGUGAUAAAAUAGUGAGUUGUUUUAGCAUAUUCAUUAAAUGUUUUGAAUGUCAAUCUCAUAGUCACUUGCUACUAGUAACAACCAAUUUCCUCGACACUACGAUAUAAUAAACAAUACCUUGAGAGUGGAAUAGUCAUUGUAACGCAAUGAAUCGGAGCGAGGGCCUUGUCCGACGUGUAAAAGCUCGCGACACCGAAUCGAAUAAUGGUGGUGGCUCGUCAUCCAGCAAUAAUUAUGAUCAAGAAGGCAGAAACGAUAUUGAGGAGGAGCUGGAUGAUUGCGAUUCGAAGGAAACACGGCUCACCCUAAUGGAGGAAGUACUACUGCUCGGUCUCAAAGAUAAGGAGGGAUAUACAUCCUUCUGGAAUGAUUGCAUAUCUAGCGGUUUGCGAGGAUGCAUCCUUAUAGAGUUGGGCUUGCGUGGUCGGGUAGAACUCGAACGAGCCGGUAUGCGGCGAAAGGGACUUUGCACACGGAAAAUAAUCCUUAAAUCGGAUACACCAACUGGAGAUGUUCUACUGGACGAGGCGUUAAAGCACAUUAAAGAAACUGAACCACCGGAAACCAUACAGAGCUGGAUCGAAUAUCUGAGUGGGGAAACGUGGAAUCCUCUCAAGUUACGCUAUCAACUAAAAAAUGUACGCGAACGUCUUGCCAAGAAUCUUGUAGAGAAGGGUGUUCUGACAACUGAGAAACAAAACUUCCUCCUUUUCGAUAUGACGACGCAUCCAUUGAACGACAAUGUAAUCAAGUGCCGUCUAGUGAAAAAGAUUCAGGAUUCCGUGCUAACCAAAUGGGUGAACGAUCCACAGCGCAUCGACAAGCGAAUGUUGGCUCUCAUCCUACUGGCACACGCAAGUGAUGUACUGGAGAAUGCGUUUGCCCCACUAAACGACGAUGAUUACGAGCUGGCGAUGCGACGUGUGCGAGAACUGCUAGACCUGGACUUCGAAGCGGAAGCUGCUAAAUCCAACAGUAAUGAAGUAAUUUGGGCUGUAUUCGCUGCGUUCACGAAGUAAACAAACUUCGACGGGUGAUGGUUGCCGUGUGGAGAAGAACACAGAACAGAUAGCAUGCUAGAAAGACGAAAGUUUCGGUUUGCAUCGAAGUCCGGACACAAUAAAACAAACAGCAACCUUUCUUAUCCUAAACUUGACCUUGCAUUCCUUUCAAUUCCUUAUCCCUUUGCAGUCAACCUUAUCCCAUACAAAAUCCAUACUGAAAAUUACAGUAAGACAUAUGCGGAGGAACCAAGAUAGUAGCACUAGUAAUACAUUAAUUGAAUAUAUUUUAUUUUACCUAUUUAUAGCGGAUAAUCCAAUAAUCAAAAACAGAAUUGAUGGCCGUUUUAUGACGAUCGUUAAGCAGUGCUUAUGAUAAAGUAUAGUUAAGGAACAAACUAAACACAGUUACUAUUCAGGCAGGUCAAAAGCAACUGAUAGGACAGUUUUUUUUCUACAUACCGUAAUCUGAAUGUUGUUCGGAUUACAGCAUUAUGUGAUUUCAUGUUUUCUGUUGGCUCAGUUACCUUAAAAAAUAACAGCGCAAUAAACACCGUUCGAUUUUCGUUUCAAAAAAAGAUGAACGCAGUUUUCACUGAGUCUCGAAUGCGGUGAACACUGACAUUGAUAUAAUAGGUAACUUUUUAUAAUUCGAUAUGGAGUGCAAAAAUAUCCCACGCACUUUCGUAAAUACUGUAUGCACAGCUAAAUGGAACACAUGGCAUGGUUUUGUUUUUCGGGACCUGCACGCUACUGAAUUUCCUUUCGUUGCAAACGGAUAUCUGCAAAGCAGAUACGGCACUGACAGAUAAACAUUUUUUACAGCUAAUGGAAUUACGAUCUUCAUAUCUUUCUACCGGUUUACCAGAGCUAUUCGCAAGAAAAAUGAUUGACGCCGAUAGCAUGUUUCAACAUUAUGAAUCAUUCUGAGGUGGUCAUUUAUCACGAAUAGGAUUUUUUCAAGUACUGCAAAGUAAGGACGAAUAGUGUCAAGACAUCUUAGAAAAAGUUAACGCUGAAAAGAGAUAAAAAAAUUCAAAGUGUAUAUAGAUUGAAACAAAAUUUAUUGUUAUCGAAACUAUUAU
This is a messenger RNA of Malaya genurostris, 2218 nucleotides long. RefSeq names its product Golgi phosphoprotein 3 homolog sauron (gene sau). The record is from RefSeq and is a predicted model, not a curated record. The coding region runs from base 279 to 1151 and encodes 290 amino acids. Gene Ontology annotation, biological process: retrograde vesicle-mediated transport, Golgi to endoplasmic reticulum; Golgi vesicle budding; Golgi organization. Gene Ontology annotation, molecular function: phosphatidylinositol-4-phosphate binding. The transcript is spliced from 4 exons. NCBI's taxonomy places the organism in Eukaryota, Metazoa, Arthropoda, Insecta, Diptera, Culicidae. Gene Ontology annotation, cellular component: Golgi cisterna; cytosol; trans-Golgi network.